This is a messenger RNA of Salvia hispanica, 1466 nucleotides long. RefSeq names its product small GTPase LIP1-like. Lineage: Eukaryota; Viridiplantae; Streptophyta; Magnoliopsida; Lamiales; Lamiaceae. The record is from RefSeq and is a predicted model, not a curated record.
GCAUGUCAUUUACUUAAUCGGUUGAAUAUAUUUUCCCCCAAAAAUUAGUAAUUUCAAGCAAUUAAUCUUCCUGUUUGAAACAUCUUCAAUUAAGAUCACUCGAACUGGAACAAAUUCUCGAAAAAGCCCUAUUCAGUGCCCCUUUUCGAUCUCACCGCGCUUUGUGUCUCAUUUACGCAGCCGAUUUUGAGAUUUUGGUUUGAAUUUUUGGAAUUGGAUUUGAGUUGAGGGCCUAUUUUGAGAUAUUGCUAGUUAGAGAGAGAUGUUUUGGAGGGAGAGUAUGAGGGAGAGCGGAGAAGAAAGCGGUGGCCCUCCUAGCGGCCAGGUUAGAGUGCUAGUUGUUGGAGAUUCAGGUGUGGGGAAAAGUUCUCUUGUUCAUCUGAUUAUGACGGGGUCGUCCAUUGCUCAACCUCCUCAAACAGUUGGGUGUAACGUUGCUGUCAAGCAUGUUACAUAUGGAAGUUCUACGGGCUCAUCAAAUAACAUCAGAAGCAACUUCGAGAGAGAUUUCUUUGUUGAACUCUGGGAUAUAUCGGGGCAUGAAAGAUACACUGACUGCCGGUCUCUUUUCUAUUCUCAAAUUAAUGGUGUUGUGUUUGUUCAUGAUCUUUCUCAAAGAAGGACCAAGAGUAGCUUGAGCAAAUGGGCAGCUGAAAUAUCCGCAACUGGUACAUUCUCGGCUCCUUUAUCAUCUGGAGGUCCUGGUGGGCUUCCUGUUCCGUAUAUUGUUGUCGGAAAUAAAGCAGACAUUUCGGCAAAAGAUGGUGCACGAGGAAGCAGUGGUAAUCUUGUUGAUGUAGCUCGACAGUGGGCUGGAAAGCAGGGCUUGCUCCCAUCGAGCGAGGACCUUCCUUUGGUUGAGAGCUUCCCUAGCAGUGGAGGCCUUCUGGCAUCUGCCAAGGAAGCCAGAUAUGACAAGGAGGCCCUGAUGAAAUUUUUCCGAAUGUUGAUCAGAAGGAGAUAUUUUCCGGAUGAAUUGUCUAGUUCAACCCCGUGGUCUGCCCAAGUCAAAGGCUCGUUUCCUGGGCCUGGUGAGAUUUCCAGCGAUGAUGACCAGCAGUAUAAAAAUUCAAGUAGCGCUUUAGGUCAGCCGUACAAGUAUGAUGUACUUCCUCCACUUCCUGCUCAGCACAACUUGACACCGCCUCCGACACUUUAUCCUCAGCAGCCUAUGUCGAAACCAGACAAUUACAACAUCCCAGCAUUUGCCAGGACAAAUUCUGAGGAUUAUGCUCGUGCAAGAUCAAGGCGUACAGAUAUUAACGUGUGAUCAUUCCUUAUAGUAUAUGUAUGUACUCAUCCUCUAAUGCAAUAAUUUCGGAGUACUUUUGUUUAACAGAUAGUACUUCUUUUCCGAUCAGUUUUAUGCUCACAUUUGACAACGUGUGCAGGUUAAAAUCGGUUACUCGUUUACACUUUAUGUAUAUUUGAUAUCUAUAUGUAAUCGGCUUUAGUUUUUUUCAGUA